Oncorhynchus tshawytscha (Chinook salmon) is the source of this 2156-nucleotide messenger RNA. RefSeq names its product ubiquitin carboxyl-terminal hydrolase 37-like. The transcript has 11 exons. Gene Ontology annotation, molecular function: cysteine-type deubiquitinase activity; cysteine-type endopeptidase activity. Gene Ontology annotation, biological process: protein deubiquitination; G1/S transition of mitotic cell cycle. The record is from RefSeq and is a predicted model, not a curated record. NCBI's taxonomy places the organism in Eukaryota, Metazoa, Chordata, Actinopteri, Salmoniformes, Salmonidae. Gene Ontology annotation, cellular component: cytosol; nucleus. Bases 105 to 1640 code for a protein of 511 amino acids.
UCCAGGGGGUCAAAGACACCUUCCCCUUCUCAGUCUAUUGAUGCUCUUCCUGUCUUUAGCUACACCUUCCUCUGAUCAGUGAUGGUGGCUAUAUUGUCCCCUUUAUGUCAUCUUUGCUAUGGCUGCCCUGCACUCCUCUAUCGGUGCCUGUUGGAUCUACAAAUGAAAAGAAAAAAUGGCAGAAAACCAAUUCAAUUGAUGUGGAGCAGAAGACAAGAAAUAAGAAGGAGAGUAGCACUUCAUCCCCCUCUCCAAUUCCAACUGACCGUUCUGAACGGAAUGCCUCCGCCACCUCUGACCCCUCACUCUCUGACCAACUCUCCUCCCUCUAUCCACCUCCCUCUCCUGUUAACUGUUCCUCUCAUUCUUGCUCUCCUGCUAAACAGCCCUCUCUCCCCAGGUCACCUGCCAAACACCCUUCCCCAGUGAAAUUCUCUCUAGUGGUGUCCUGCCCUAGUUCUCUCUCUCCUACCAACCCUCUGGACAGUCAUGGAGACACCAGCCAAGAGGGUGCAACAGUCAGACCUCUGUCUCUUCAGGACCACUCUAGCCCAAGGCCCCAGAGGUCAGGCUCAGGUGCCAGAAGCCAGACUCUUCCCAGGGCCAGCUCAGCCACCAGAAGGUCAGAGGAGACCCAGGGGGCCAGAGGAGAAACGGGGGCCCUGGUCAACAUGGAACUUCUUGGGUUGCCUAACAUUGGCAACACUUGCUUCCUAAACGCCACCCUGCAGUGCCUCCUGGUCCUGCCUUCCUUCUCAAAGGAAAUGCUACGCCAGGAACAACUCUGGAGCUCCUCCCCCUUCUCCAACCUGCUCAGUUGUCUGUCUGAUGUGCACCGAUGUUCGGGUCUACCUGACAGUGGCGUAAACCAGGCCUCAAAAGCAGACCUCAUGUGGAAGGUCAAGUACUCCUUGUCGGGAUAUGAUUUGAAGUAUCUGGGGGACACGCAACAGGACGCACACGAGUUACUUGUGAAUAUGCUGUGCCAGCUGAAGGAGGCGGGCAUGAUACUGAAGACACUCGGGGUGAACUAUACCUGCCCUGUUUCCCAGCUGGAGUUCCAGCUUGUCUCAGUGCGCACAUGUACCAGCUGUGGGCGCGAGUCGUCCACCAGAGAGGACUACAAUCACCUCUCAUUGGACAUCAGCUCUGAUCGCACCUUGCUAAGCAGCCUAGCACUCACUUUCAAAGGCGAAAAGGUUGAAUUCAGAUGUGCAGGCUGCAAGGGCCUCCACGCCUCAAAGGCGGAGCAGUUCCACACACUGCCUCUUGUGCUGGUUCUGCAUCUGAAGAGGUUUGGAGGACCUGGGGGGUUGGAGAAGCUGGAGGCUCCUCUUUUGUUUCCUUCGGAGCUGAGGCUCUCCACCUUCUGUGGGGAUACGGUGCCACCCCUGCACAGUGCCAGCCCACAGGCCCUCACCAACCAGACCCCCAAUAUCCAGGUGUCCAUCCACCAGACCCUCGCCAGCCAAGUCUCCAACCUACCUGGAGAGGCCAAAGAUAGCCCCCUCUGCUGUUCAGAAGCAGCAGCCAGUGAAGUCAGUGAUUGGCUACUACCAGCUGACUGGCGUAGUCUCUCAUUUGGGAGGCUCCGCAAACUCCGGGCAUGGGAGCAGGAGGCCCCAGCACACAGGGCCUAACAGGGCCACCGCCCCAACAGGGGCAGCACCUGGACCAGCCUCCACACACCAAGCUCAGCCUCAAAAGGCCCAGACUAAAUACCCUCAACCCAGCUUCAACAGGGGUAGUCCCAGGCCCAGCCUCAACAUCCUCAUAUCUUCCUCAACAGGGGCAGCACCAGGCCCAGCUUCAACACCCCCUGCCCAGCCUCAACAGGGGCAGCAAUGGCCCAGGCUCACAUCCCCAGCCCAGCCUCAACACCUCCACGUUUGCCCCUCUUCAUAUUUUUCCCUGACGACAUUCCCACUGCUGUGUCUAAAAAAAUAAAUCACUUGAGGAAUCGGACUUCAGACCCCCCCCUCACCCUACAGAAAAUGAUGACUGGUCUGUCUAUCAUGCGGCUCAAGGGAGACUUGAUCUUCAACACUAGCUUAGAGCAUCCUUUUCAGUAGCGUAUGUCAUAAAUAUCUGCCCUUGUUUCGACUACUUCGCCGAAUGUAUAAAGUGCAUGUAAAAAAACGAAUACAGUAUACACA